Messenger RNA from Candida albicans SC5314, 1650 nucleotides. RefSeq lists its product as uncharacterized. Bases 1 to 1650 code for a protein of 549 amino acids. Gene Ontology annotation, biological process: amino acid transmembrane transport. Gene Ontology annotation, molecular function: amino acid transmembrane transporter activity. Gene Ontology annotation, cellular component: membrane. NCBI's taxonomy places the organism in Eukaryota, Fungi, Ascomycota, Pichiomycetes, Serinales, Debaryomycetaceae. The transcript has 2 exons. The record is from RefSeq and is a predicted model, not a curated record.
AUGUCAGUUGAUAAAACCCAAAAUGAUGAAUUAAAUAUUCACAAAUCUCCCAAAGAUUUAACUUCUGUAACUACCAAAACAACUGAAAAUUUGGAUUUACAAUCACAAGCUGAUGAAAUCUUUUAUCAUGAUUCUAGAUUAUCCCUGUCAUUGAGUUCUCGGUUGAUUCUGAUGAUUUCAUUGGUUGGUGUCAUUGGAACUGGUUUAUUCUUAAGUUCUGGAGGAACAUUAGCAACUGCAGGUCCAUUGGGGAUGAUCAUUUCUUAUAUUUUUGUUGCCACAGUCAUCGGUGCAAAUCAAAUUGCUGUCACUGAAGUCACUUGUUUGAUGCCCAUUACCAGUGGUUAUAUCAGACAUGCAGAACAUUUUGUUGAUCAUUCUCUCGGAUUUGCAAUGGGGAUUUGCAACAUCUACCUGGCAGUGAUUCCAACUGAAUUAUCCGCUGUUGUUCUUAUCAUGACAUACUGGACAGAUUUGAGCCCUGCAGUGUUUGUUACUAUAUUUGGAAUUGUUAUUGUUGUUAUCAACUCUUAUAAUGUUAGAUGGUACGGAGAAAUUGAAUUUUGUUUUGGUGUCUUGAAAAUACUCUUGGUUAUUUGUUUAAUUAUUGUUGGAUUAGUUAUUGAUUUGGGUGGUGCUCCUAAUCAUGACCGUCUUGGAUUCCGGUACUGGAAAGACCCCGGUUUAUUUUCAGAACGAUACGCUACGGGCUCUUUAGGAAGAUUUUUAGGCAUUUGGAAAAGUGUGGGGACGGCAGUAUACACAUUCUCAGGGAUUCAAUCUGUUUGUCUUCUUGCUGGUGAGUCAGAAUAUCCACGAAGAGCUAUUUAUCGUGCUGCAAAAAGAGUGUUUUACCGUAUUGCCAUACUUUAUUUUACCACCGUAUUGGUUUUAUCAAUGAUUGUUUCUCACACUGAUCCAGCAAUCAGUAAACCCGAUGGAACUGCCAGAGGUUCGGCCUUUGUUGUUGCUAUACAACGUUCAGGUAUCAAAGUGUUGCCACAUAUUGUUAAUGCAGUGGUUUUGACAUCAGCAUUGUCUGCAGCAAAUUUGGAUAUCAUUCGAUCAAGUAGAAUUAUUUAUGCCCUUGCUAGCAAACGUCAACUCCCCAAAAUAUUCCUCAAAGUCAAUAAUUAUGGAUUACCUUACGUCGCUGUGGCAUUCUGUUGCUCAUUUUUGCCAUUGGCAUACAUGACUGCUAAUGCUACUCUGGCAGCAGUUUUCAGUUGGUUUCAAAAUAUCACAUCAUCGUGCACUUUACUCAAUUGGAGUAUUAUUUCUAUAAAUCAUAUUAGUAUGAGCAGAGCAUUACGGGCUCAAGGUUACACAAGAGAUGAUUUGCCGUAUAAAUUUGCUGGAGGAGAAUUUGCCGCCUAUUAUUCAUUAUUUUUCGCUAUCAUCUUUUUGUUAACUGGUGGGUUCCCCGUGUUUAUCAAAGGGUACUGGCAAUUUUCUACAUUUUUCAGUUCUUAUUUCAUUAUUCCCCUUGUGUUGAUCUUUUAUACUUUUGGUAAACUUUUCUGGAAAACUAAAUUAAAGUCUCCUCAUGAUGUCCCAUUGAAACCUUUAUUUUUUGAUGUUCAACAACGUCCUGAACCUCCUUAUCCAAAACUUAAGGGUUGGCAAAAGUUAACUUGGUUAUGGGCUUGA